Molecule: messenger RNA, 3713 nt
Organism: Castor canadensis (American beaver)
Lineage: Eukaryota; Metazoa; Chordata; Mammalia; Rodentia; Castoridae
Gene: Wdr3
Product: WD repeat domain 3
Biological process (GO): maturation of SSU-rRNA
Cellular component (GO): Pwp2p-containing subcomplex of 90S preribosome; small-subunit processome
Molecular function (GO): protein binding; snoRNA binding
Source: RefSeq, a predicted model, not a curated record
CGGGGGUGGUGGUGCUGUCUGCACAUCCUCGUGGAGGUUGAGAUUGCCUCACCUGUGGUAUCAGACAUCAUAACAUGGGACUCACCAAGCAGUACCUGCGUUAUGUUGCUAGUGCUGUCUUUGGCCUGAUUGGCAGCCAAAAAGGUAAUAUUGUUUUUGUGACACUUCGUGGUGAGAAAGGACGCUAUGUGGCAGUACCAGCCUGUGAACAUGUUUUCAUCUGGGACUUAAGGAAAGGGGAGAAGAUCCUCAUUCUUCAGGGUCUUAAACAGGAAGUCACUUGCUUGUGCCCCUCACCAGACGGGCUACAUUUAGCUGUUGGUUAUGAGGAUGGGUCCAUCAGAAUCUUCAGUCUCUUGAGUGGGGAAGGAAAUGUGACCUUCAAUGGACAUAAAGCCGCUAUCACUACUUUGAAGUAUGAUCAACUAGGAGGCAGAUUGGCUUCUGGGUCCAAGGAUACAGAUGUUAUUGUGUGGGAUGUGAUCAAUGAAAGUGGUCUCUACCGUCUAAAGGGACACAAGGAUGCCAUCACACAAGCAUUGUUUCUACGAGAAAAGAAUCUGCUAGUCACUAGUGGGAAAGAUACCAUGGUGAAAUGGUGGGACCUUGAUAACCAGCAUUGCUUCAAAACAAUGGUUGGCCACCGAACAGAGGUUUGGGGGUUGGUUCUGGUGUCUGAAGAAAAGCGACUCAUCACCGGGGCUUCAGACAGUGAACUGAGGGCUUGGGACAUAACCUAUCUGCAAGAGAUCGAAGACCCAGAAGAGCCAGAGCCCAAGAAAAUCAAAGAGUCUUCUCCUGGAAUGCAGGACACACCUGAAGCAGAGGAUGGUGCCCUUGAGAUGGAUGAAGCUCCCAAGGAUCGUAUCCUUUCGUGCAGAAAAGCUGGCUCUGUGAUGCGAGAAGGAAGGGACAGAGUUGUGAGCCUUGCAGUCGACAAGACAGGCAGGACUCUUGCUUGCCAUGGAACUGACUCUGUGCUAGAAGUCUUUUGUAUCCUUUCCAAAGAGGAAGUUCAGAAGAAAAUGGAUAAGAAGCUGAAGAAAGCUAGAAAGAAAGCAAAAUUAAAUUCUUGCCAAGGGGAUGAUGAGGAGGAAGACCUUGAAGUCAAUGUUGAAAUGACUCUUAAAGAUGAAAUUCAACGGGUGACUAAUAUCAAAACUUCUUCCAAAAUCAAAUCCUUUGACUUGAUUCAUUUGCCUCAAGGUGAGUUAAAGGCUGUCUUCCUGUUGCAAAACAACCUGGUGGAGCUGUAUUCGCUGAAUGUGUCCUUGCCUGCUCCUCAGCCUGUCAGGACCAGCAGAAUCACCAUUGGGGGUCAUCGCAGCGACGUGCGCACGUUGUCAUUCAGCUCAGACAAUAUUGCUGUGCUUUCCGCAGCAGCUGAUUCUAUCAAGAUCUGGAACAGGUCUACACUGCAGUGCAUUCGCACAAUGACCUGUGAAUAUGCACUUUGCUCGUUCUUUGUUCCUGGUGAUAGGCAAGUGGUCAUAGGAACAAAGACAGGGAAACUGCAGCUUUAUGACUUAGCCUCAGGAAAUCUUCUGGAGACAAUAGAUGCCCAUGUUGGAGCUUUGUGGUCUAUGUCUCUCUCUCCAGAUCAGCGUGGCUUUCUGACAGGUGGUGCAGAUAAAUCUGUCAAGUUCUGGGAUUUUGAGUUGGUAAAAGAUGAAAAUAGUACUCAAAAGAGACUCUCUGUGAAGCAAACCCGAACCUUACAGCUAGACGAAGAUGUCCUGUGUGUCAGUUACUCUCCCAAUCAAAAGCUGUUGGCCGUGUCAUUGCUGGACUGUACCGUGAAGAUUUUCUAUGUUGACACUUUAAAGUUUUUUCUCUCACUGUAUGGACACAAACUGCCUGUUAUAUGCAUGGACAUCUCCUAUGAUGGAGCACUAAUAGCAACUGGCUCUGCUGAUAGAAAUGUGAAAAUCUGGGGUUUGGACUUUGGGGACUGCCACAAGUCUCUCUUUGCACACGAUGACAGCGUGAUGUAUCUUCAGUUUGUACCUAAGUCUCACCUCUUCUUCACUGCUGGGAAAGACCGUAAGAUUAAGCAGUGGGAUGCAGACAAAUUUGAACACAUACAAACGUUAGAGGGGCACCACCAGGAAGUAUGGUGUUUGGCUGUCAGCCCUAAUGGAGACUAUGUUGUGUCAUCGUCCCAUGACAAAUCUCUGAGACUUUGGGAGAGAACAAGGGAGCCUCUAAUUCUUGAGGAAGAAAGGGAGAUGCAAAGGGAAGCAGAAUAUGAGGAGAGUGUGGCCAAAGAAGACCAACCUGCAGUUCCAGGGGAGACUGAAGGUGGCAGUUACUUUACUGGGAAAAAAACUAUUGAAACAGUCAAAGCAGCUGAGAGGAUCAUGGAGGCCAUUGAACUGUACCGAGAAGAAACUGCAAAAAUGAAAGAACACAGAGCCAUUUGUAAAGCUGCAGGGAAAGAGGUUCCUCUUCCCAUUAACCCCAUCCUGAUGGCUUAUGGCAAUAUUUCACCUUCAGCAUAUGUAUUAGAGAUUUUUAAAGGGAUCAAGUCAAGUGAACUGGAAGAGUCCCUACUUGUACUGCCUUUCUCUUACGUCCCAGACGUUCUUAAGCUCUUCAAUGAAUUCAUCCAGCUGGGCUCUGAUGUUGAACUUCUCUGUCGGUGUCUUUUCUUUCUUCUCAGGAUUCACUUUGGACAGAUAACUAGCAACCAAAUGCUUGUGCCGGUGAUAGAAAAAUUAAAGGAAACUACUAUUUCAAAAGUCAGACAAGUUCAGGACGUUAUUGGCUUCAAUAUGGCAGGUCUCGAUUAUCUCAAGAGGGAGUGCGAAGCAAAAAGUGAAGUUAUGUUUUUUGCUGAUGCUACAAGCCAGUUGGAAGAGAAGAAGAGGAAGAGGAAAAACAGGAAGAAGAUGAUUUUAACAUUGACUUAGAAUUCAAACGUGCUUUUUUCUGCUUUCUCUCUAAAGGAACUUCUAAGCUAAGCCGUAGUAGAACUGGCAGUGUCUUAAAAAUGCCAAAUAACAGAAGAUCAUGUUCAAAAGGUCUCAGGAUGCCAUUCCCAGCUUUGCCUGAGAUAUUUCCAAUGUGGGUCUGUGGUCUGACUCCAUUUUUUGGACUUGAGAGCAUGAUUGGCUUAAAAACGCUUUCCAUGAUCUUGAGGACUGAGCCCUGCAGGAGUUGUUCCUUUAUAUUCCAGCUGGGAGCAAAGAAUAUUUUUUAAAUUAGGUAUUUUGUUCACUGGAGUUGAAAUUAACAUUUCAUAAGUUUUUCAUAUUUUAUGCCAGAUGAUUUAUUGUAUAAUUUGUUACUUUGUAUUAAGUUUUAUCUCCUUUUGAGACAAUCAGGUGCAUAACAGAUUGAACUAAAGAGGACCAUAAAACUUCUAGAACAGUCUCCAUAAGCCUCCUGUGGGCUGUAAUAGCUGUACAUAAGAAGAUCUUAAUUGCCGUUUAUACUUUUCUGAAUAAAAUAGUUGUUUGAUUAAAGAGUAGUCAAGCUAAGAUGUCUUGCUGUGUAUGUAGAUAUACAUAUAUUCACAGGUAGGGAAUGUUCACACAGAUAACCUCUAGGCCUAGGCUUUUCUUUGUGAGAAAUUUUUAAAUUUCUAAUUUAGACUCCUUGUUAGAAAAUCUGUUCAGAUUUUCUGUCCUUAAGAUUUUUUAUCAUUCCAUGAAUUUGUCUGUUUCAUCUAAGUUAACUGGGUUGUGAUGCUCACAUUUUCUCAGGUUUAA